Molecule: messenger RNA, 1203 nt
Organism: Physella acuta
Lineage: Eukaryota; Metazoa; Mollusca; Gastropoda; Physidae
Product: protein cereblon
Source: RefSeq, a predicted model, not a curated record
UGUAAACAAAAAUAAUCGUACUCAAGCAUUGCAGUCAAAAUGGCGUCUUCCUGGAAAGUGAAGUUUGUCCCUUUCGCAGCUAGCGCUCUUGAACUUCUUUGGACUAUUUGCCUAGUACAAAUUUUAGUUGGGGUAGCAUGCAGCCAGUAUGAUGAAUUUGAAGGAUACUUAUUGUGCAGGAAAUGCGGCUAUGAAAUAGCUAAAGCACAACACCUUUUCUCUAUGCCCAGUAGCUUGGCACUAAGACAAAGAAAUGAUACUAUUGCAAACAGUGACAAAGUGCUCAUUCAGCUUUUUAAGAAUCCUCAAGGUAUAUAUUUUGAGCUAAUUACAAGCUUAGAAUCUGAGCUGGAGACUGAACCUCAGAGGUAUGCUUCAGACAGCUGGUUUCCUGGCUAUGCAUGGAGCAUCGCCAAGUGUCCAAAAUGUGGUUCACACUUAGGAUGGUCGUUUACUGUUUUGACUGAUGUUUUAAAUUCAGCAGAAAGUCAGCUUUCAUCUUUUUUUGGUCUGAUACUUGACAAAAUUAUGCAUGAAAAUGAUGUUAAUAACUUGAUUGCGCUGCCUAAAACUUAUGCCAGCUAAUGCCAAUUGUUCGUGUGAUGCAAGAUGUUUGUGGUUACUGCUUAUCAAAUCAGCUGUUGACAAGAUGUUUGUGGUUACUGCUUAUCAAAUCAACUGUUGACAAGAUGUUUGUGGUUACUGCUUAUCAAAUCAGCUGUUGACAAGAUGUUUGUGGUUACUGCUUAUCAAAUCAACUGUUGACAAGAUGUUUGUGGUUACUGCUUAUCAAAUCAGCUGUUGACAAGAUGUUUGUGGUUACUGCUUAUCAAAUCAACUGUUGACAAGAUGUUUGUGGUUACUGCUUAUCAAAUCAACUGUUGACAAGAUGUUUGUGGUUACUGCUUAUCAAAUCAGCUGUUGACAAGAUGUUUGUGGUUACUGCUUAUCAAAUCAGCUGUUGACAAGAUGUUUGUGGUUACUGCUUAUCAAAUCAGCUGUUGACAAGAUGUUUGUGGUUACUGCUUAUCAAAUCAACUGUUGACAAGAUAUUUGUGGUUACUGCUUAUCAAAUCAGCUGUUGACAAGAUGUUUGUGGUUACUGCUUAUCAAAUCAGCUGUUGACAAGAUGUUUGUGGUUACUGCUUAUCAAAUCAACUGUUGACAAGAUGUUUGUGGUUACUGCUUAUCAAAUCAACUGUU